AUGACUGUAGAAGUCCGGGACGUGUCACCCCAAAUCUGCUACUUUGGAAGUACCAAGCUAGAAGCGCGUCCCCGUCACUCCGAGCAGAGUCCCUGCGGGAGCCUCGGACCGGACCGCAAGGCCCUGUUGCCGGAGCAGCCGCCCGCCUACCACCUGGAGGCCCGGCCGGGGGACUUCGCCCGCACAGCCACAGCCGUCGCCGCCGCGCCCCCGCCGCCGCCCUACACCCACCCGGUCACAAGGAUACCUACCCGCCGUCCCAGGGUCUACGUUUCUAUCCACCGUCGAAAUGUCACCAGGUACCCUGCCCAUUCCAUUGUCGUUGGAGGCCACCCCAGUCUGCAGAGUCGGGUUUGGGAGGACUUCUUCACCUUCCUGGGCAUCUUCCUGGGCAUCAUUUUGUUCCCAUUUGGGUUCGUCUGCUGUUCUGCCUCCAGGAAGCAAAGAUACCCCAAAGGCGGAGCAAACCUUACUUUAAAGGGAACGAUACACCUGACUUUCCUACAUCCUGACAUCUUUUCGUAA
Puma concolor (puma) is the source of this 525-nucleotide messenger RNA. Lineage: Eukaryota; Metazoa; Chordata; Mammalia; Carnivora; Felidae. The record is from RefSeq and is a predicted model, not a curated record.